ACAACAUUAGAGGGGUCUAAUUUGUCUAAUCAAUGCUGUGUUAUAUCAAAUAUAUCGAUUAUCCAAUUUAUGUAGACCAACAAAACGGUGUACGUGCGAAAAAUUCUAAGUUAUCUAAUAAGAUUCUCCUGGUACACAUAUUCUGUCCUAUCAAAUUAAUUAUGGAUUAUAUUUGUUCCGAAAUUCAAUACGAUGGAGACAUUGAUUUGAUAGAUUUAGCAGCGGGACCCGGUCAGCUUUUACAUGUCAACAAAUAUUCUCAUACUACUCCAGGCAGUGAAGUACUAACACAAAAACAAACUUACUAUGUUAUGCAUCCAACAAUUAAGAACGGCAAAAAAAUAUAUUUGCCAAUAUUAGAUAUUGGUUCUGAGGAGUACAGUUACUUUACGAUCAAACGGAAACCUAAUCCAAAGCAAGGUGUUUUGGCUCAAACUAGUGCUACAAAAAAGCCUAAUUCGAGAAAAGUCGAGGCGGAUUCUCAAACAUCAACAUUAUAUGGAAAAACGUCGAGUGUUUGGUCAACACUACAAUCCGGAUCAAAACCUUCUCCAUCUGUCAAACAUGAAUAUGUUAGGGGUCCUAAUGUGAGAAGACCUAAAUAAAAAUUUUGAAUGUAUAUUUAUUUACAGUUUCUAUUAAAGAAUGUAUGUAUUUUUAA
This is a messenger RNA of Aethina tumida (small hive beetle), 661 nucleotides long. RefSeq lists its product as uncharacterized. Lineage: Eukaryota; Metazoa; Arthropoda; Insecta; Coleoptera; Nitidulidae. The record is from RefSeq and is a predicted model, not a curated record. The transcript has 6 exons. The coding region runs from base 33 to 605 and encodes 190 amino acids.